UCUAACUUUUGUACAGCAUUUCUAUUUGUUCAUUUCUGUGCCAAUUAAUUUAACUUGCCUAUUUUUCUUACAACAACCAUGAUCAGAAAUCAGUUUAAGACAUUAUUGAAGUCACUAAAUAUACUGCAAUGGCCAUAAAAGUAAGAGUUAGUUAAAUAAAACUCUAGUGACAUAACUGCUUUUUUUCCUUUAGUUCUAAUCACCUGAGAAACAGAAGAGCAGAGUUUAGAUUGAAGUAACUACAGUUAAAAUCCAAACAGUCAUCUUGUGUUCGAUGCUGCAUAGAUGGUUGUAGAAAGAACAUUCACCUACCUUCUCCGUUAAAUUACACAAGUAGAAGAAGCUGUUAAAUAAAUAGCCUUUGUGUCCUGAGCAAUAUGACAAUAUGUGUAGUCAUUUGGUGUUAAUGAUUCUAAGGAUAACUUACUUUCAGGGCUUGUCUACAUGGGCACCUUACAUUGGAUUAAUUUGUUAGCUCUGAAUCCAGUGCAUUAACUGUACUUAAAUAAAGUGUGCCCACACUGCUUUGUUAUACAGGCUUAAGGUACUUUCCUUGCUGAUCAUAUCCAUGCUGCUCUGUUUGUUUGAAUUAACUGCACAGCAUUCUGGGCAGAUAUCCCAUGGUGCAAUGUUCUGCUGCUCAGCUAUAGGCUCUGGGAUUUUUCUCAGUGCAUUGUGAGGUGCUUACUGAAACCUACAGGAAUUUUGGGACUUGAGGUCAAACUAACCAAAUGCAUGAUUCCUCUCCUGCCAUCCAUAAUUAAUCCAUAUUUUGCCAGCCACACUUUUGAACUGUUAUCAGGCACCAUGGAGGGCACACUGCUGUGAUCAUAAUAGUCAUUAAUAAGGAUAGGAUGAUUCCCAUGCAUUGACAGUUGUGCAGUUAAAUGGAUUUGGCUGGGCAUCUGUGAACAGCUUUGGAUUCCACAGCAGUAUGGCUAUAGGUGGACUUAAAACAGAGCAGUUACCUUUUCCAGGGCAUUUUUCUGGAGCAGUUUCAUUCAGUUGAGCACCACUGACUGGUGGGAGAGGAUAGUGAUGCAGAACCAGGAGGACCAAAGAGGCCACCGAAUUUCAGGAUGUAGAAUUCUGUUUUUCUAGAUAUCUGUGAGGUGCUUACCCUAGAGCUGCAGUGGCAGAAUACCAACCUGAGAGCUCUCGUCAGCUUGGGGAGGCAUGUUUCCAUCACCAUGGGGAAGCAUGCCAUGCCUGAUUGCUACUGGUUGUCUUGGAGACACACAGUUUUGUUUUAGAUUCCGACAGUCUUCUAGUAGGAGGCUCUCACUGCAUUGUAUGCUGGACCAGUUGGACAGAGACUUACCAGUUUCCUUAAAGAAGGACUCUGCAUAUUACUAUGGCUAUGUAUAUUUUAGACAAGUUCGAGACAAAACAUUAAAAAGAGGCUACUUCCAGAAGUCCUUGGUUCUCAUCAGCAAACUACCUUAUAUCCAUCUUUUCCACACUGUGCUUAGGCAUAUAGCACCAGAAUAUUUUGUAAAGAAUGAACCUUUCCUGGAAGCAGUUUGUAGUGAUGUUGAUCAUUGGCCACCACCAGUCCCAGGGAAAACACUAAAUUUGCCUAUUAUGGGUAUUAUAAUGAAGGUGCGGAUUCCAACAUGUCAUGACAAGCCUGGAACAACCCACAUAGUACAGUUCACACAUGAGGAAGACACACAAAUCUCCAUUGCUUUACCUACUGUUCAUGAAGUGGAUCUUUUCAGAUGUUUCUGUCCAGUAUUCUUUCACAUUCAGAUGCUUUGGGAACUAGUGUUAUUAGGAGAACCAGUUGUUGUUAUGGCACCAUCACCUUCUGAAUCUUCAGAUACUGUUCUGGCACUUGUUAGUUGUAUUUCACCUCUGAAGUACUGCAGUGAUUUUAGGCCCUACUUCACUAUACAUGACAGUGAAUUCAAAGAAUAUACCACUCGUACACAGGCCCCGCCUUCUGUCAUUUUAGGAGUGACAAACCCUUUUUUUGCUAAAACACUCCAGCACUGGCCACACAUUGUCCGAAUAGGAGAGAUUAAGCUUCCAGGUGAAGUUCCAAAGCAAGUGAAAGUGAAAAAGCUGAAAAACCUAAAGACUUUGGAUUCUAAACCUGGUGUUUAUACAUCUUAUAAGCCAUACUUGAACAGAGAUGAAGAAGUCAUAAAACAGUUACAAAAGGGUGUACAACAGAAACGUCCUGCAGAAGCCCAAAGUGUAAUUCUUAGACGUUACUUCUUGGAACUGACACAAAGCUUCAUCAUUCCAUUAGAACGUUAUGUGGCAAGCCUGAUGCCCCUGCAAAAGAGCAUAUCUCCAUGGAAGAGUCCACCACAGCUGAGACAAUUCAGCCAAGAAGACUUUAUGAAAACACUUGAGAAAGCAGGACCACAGCUCACCUCUGGAUUAAAGGGAGACUGGAUAGGACUUUACAGACAUUUCUUGAAAUCUCCAAACUUCAAUGGCUGGUUCAGGACCCGGAGGAAGGAAAUGACGCAGAAGUUGGAGGCCCUCCAUUUAGAAGCGCUCUGUAAUGAGGACUUGCUUUUCUGGAGUCAGAAACAUACUGAAGUAGAAAUAGUGGAUCUUGUCUUAAAGCUAAAGAAUAAACUGUUCCAGGCUGACAGAGAACAUCUACCCAUGAAACCUGACACUAUGGAAAAGCUACAGAUGCACAUUGAUACAAUUAUACUAGCACUCCCAGAUGACUUACAGGAUAUUCUGCUCAAAACUGGUACAACAUGAUUUGUAUUAGGAUUUGUAUGCCGCAAACACACAACAUAUUCCAAAGCUUCACAGAAGAGACUGGCAGAGAUCAAUGGACUGGAGCUGCGAAUGGUAUACUAACACUUGUAAUUGACAGUAGUAAUAGUGGAAAAACAAUUUUUAGCUUUUAUUUUAAAAUAGAAACCUACAGGGGUUCCACUUAAAUACUGAUGGAACUAAAGAAUUUCUGUGUUCAUUAUGUUUAAAACCAAGUGCUCUUAUUAACAACCUGUGGGUAUAUGAAAUUGUGAAACAUGCAGGACCACAAUGCAAUGCUGGCAUUGCAGAUUUUUUUUUUUUUUAAUUGGUGCUGCUGUGCACAUUAAUGUUAACUCAGGGGGAAGCAUCAUUCACAUUGGCUUUGUAAAGAGACUAUCCCAUUUAAGGUAAUAUCUAAUUAUUUUUAAAGCCUUCUUUCUUUAGAUAUUUUUAAUCUGAUGUUAAAAACUAACUGCCAUGCUAUUGUGACUUGGAUGAAGUACAUAAUAGUUGAGGAAUUGUGUUGGCAAAUCAAAAUUUUAUGAUUUAUAGAACUGCUAUUAGCAGAGACAAAUGAAAGCAUUAAAUAGACCAUUAAUCUUGUUUUACUUUUUUACUCUUUUUUUUUUUUCUUCAACGAUUAUAUUACGUCUGCCUCUGGACAGAAAAGAAGGCAUCUGUUAAAUAUAUCCUAAGAAAGAGAAACUCGUAUAUUUUCCUUUAACUUUGUCCAUUUAAAGUCAGAUAAUGGGUAAUUGUCUUCACAGGCCUUAAUGCUAACCCUAGAUUAGUUGUGUUUUUGUCAUUGAACAAUUAAAAUGAUUUUAAAGCUGAACUGCUGAAAUUAAGGAUUUAAGUUUCCAUUAAUCUUAACUAUAUAUAGUCUGCAUCACAAAAUAUAAAGUGUUGCUUACUAAAUAUUACCAAGGUGUUAAUGUUACUGUUGCUCAUCCUGUAAUAGAUGUCAGUAGUGCUAGCUGGCACAGAAUCCACUGUAGUUGAGGAUCAUUGUAGUAGUAAUCUUAAGGUGUGCUUCUCUCUCCGGCCAGGAAAUGAUUGUGUUACUGUUUUUUAGGAGGAGGAAAUGGGGCAGGAGAGAGGAGACUAUAUUACUUUCAACUGAAGGAAUCUUGGGGAUUGUUGAGACUAUAUCCAGAAAGAGUUGCAGCACAGUUAAGCUACUUAAAAUACAUGCAUACAGUAAACAUGCAUAAAUAAUCCAUUUUUCAUUCUAUAUUAAGCAACAAGAAUUUGUUGCCACUAGAUCACCUUAAACCAAGAAAACUAAGACUGGUAUAAGAAGUGCAUAUUUGCUCUGCAUGCAAAGAGUGACUUUGAGGAUCCAUUCCAAGCAGGAUAAGAUGAAGCCAUGAUGUACAAAUAAAUACAGUACAUACUUUAUACUCUUAGAUGACAAGUGGUUCACAAUGAUCAAAAGAUUCUUCUUUACGUACUUUGGGUAGAAUAAGAAGUCUUGUAACGUUGCAAUUCUGCUAUGGAAAAAAAUGCCUUUGUAUGAUAAAUGUUUCAUAGUAUCUUUCUAAAAAUGUCUUAUUUAGGUAUAAACUGUCACAUUGUUAUUUUUAAGAAAAUACGUAUUUUAAUACUUUUACAGUGUAUAUAACAUUCAUGAUCAGAAGUUAGUUUAACAAAUUGUAUCAAGACUGUCAUUUAAAUUAUACCACUAUGGCAUUAAUUAAUCUCUAACAUGCAAUUUGUUUUGCACAGCUGAUGACUAGCAUUUUUAACCCUGAAACUGAAAAGCGGUCAUUACUCUGGUAAAUUAUCUUUAAAUAUUUGACUGAAGCACUGUAUGAUAUCUUAGAACUGUGUAAACUGGCAUCAGUUGUGUCAGCCUAUUACCACUUGACUGAAAAUAUGUAUUUUUGUAAAAGGAAAUAAAUGUCCAUCUUUUAGAAUGUU
Messenger RNA from Gopherus flavomarginatus (Mexican gopher tortoise), 4653 nucleotides. It is a transcript of the gene DENND6A, whose product is annotated as DENN domain containing 6A. The coding region runs from base 1177 to 2730 and encodes 517 amino acids. NCBI's taxonomy places the organism in Eukaryota, Metazoa, Chordata, Testudines, Testudinidae. Gene Ontology annotation, cellular component: recycling endosome. Gene Ontology annotation, molecular function: guanyl-nucleotide exchange factor activity. The transcript has 18 exons. The record is from RefSeq and is a predicted model, not a curated record.